AUGAGCUUCCGCCCCGAAUACAAGGAAUACUUUAAACAGGGAGCAACAGCAAGAAUAUACAAUGGUGCAUUUGAGGAUGCAGGAUUCUACGAUGAGGUGGACAUAAAGGAGUUCGAGUACAGCAGAGAGGAAAAGACAUUCUACUAUCCAUGUCCUUGUGGCGAUAGAUUUGAGAUAUCCUUGGAAGAUCUAAGGAAUGGAGAGGUUGUUGCAAGGUGUCCUUCGUGCUCUCUGAUUGUCUGCACGGUUUACGAGGCAGAAGACCUCGAGAAGUAUCUCUGA
This is a messenger RNA of Encephalitozoon cuniculi GB-M1, 282 nucleotides long. Its product is annotated as iron and zinc-binding oxidoreductase. The record is from RefSeq and is marked provisional. Gene Ontology annotation, molecular function: metal ion binding. Gene Ontology annotation, biological process: protein histidyl modification to diphthamide. The transcript has a single exon. NCBI's taxonomy places the organism in Eukaryota, Fungi, Microsporidia, Unikaryonidae. Bases 1 to 282 code for a protein of 93 amino acids.